AUGGUUGCUAACAAAAACUAUAAAGGAGAAUUAUCAGUUGAUAAUUUUCGUGACAAAGGGGAAAAGGGACUGCCUGGAGCACCUGGAGGAAAAGGCAAAGCAGGUACUGUAUGUGACUGUGGUAGAUACCGGAAGGUAGUUGGACAAUUGGAUAUUAGUGUUGCUCGCCUCAAGUCGUCUAUGAAGUUUGUUAAGAAUGUCAUAGCUGGAAUUAGGGAAACUGAUGAGAAAUUCUACUACAUUGUUCAGGAGGAGAAGAACUACAGGGAAUCCCUGACUCACUGCCGGAUCCGAGGUGGAAUGCUAGCCAUGCCAAAGGAUGAAGUUGUCAACACACUUAUCGCUGACUAUGUUGCCAAGAGUGGUUUCUUCCGGGUGUUCAUUGGGGUGAAUGAUCUUGAGAGGGAGGGGCAAUAUGUAUUCACAGAUAACACCCCACUGCAGAACUACAGCAACUGGAAAGAAGGGGAGCCCAGUGACCCCUACAGUCAUGAAGACUGUGUGGAAAUGCUCAGCUCGGGCAGAUGGAAUGACACAGAGUGCCAUCUGACCAUGUACUUUGUCUGUGAGUUUGUCAAGAAGAAAAAGUAACUUCCUUUAUGCUAGGCAUUUGUUAUUUCUCUGUGACUACCACUGCCUAUUUUGAAUCCAUCUUUUUCCUCCCAGUUAUACUGAAUUUGUUCUGACUCAAGACAAGAUAGAAGUGCUAAACUGUAGAUUGGACUCUCCCAUUGCUAAGCUCCUCUGUGGAAAUUUUGAAAAUUUCAUACUUGAUAUGUUAUAGGCCCCAUAACUCACCAGGCUACUUGCAUCCUAAAAGUUUGAAUUACAUAGAUGCAUGGGUGUGAUCAUCUAUGUCUCAGAUUAAAUGCUGUCUCUAUAUUUGCUCUGUCACCUCUCUGUUAGAGGUCUCAACCACUGUGUCUCUCCCAGUGAAUACUGGACAGUUGUGUAGUGAUAGGUAGACUAACCUGUCCUUGCUUUCUUGCCCUCCAGGGGGAAAAUUGUAAAACCUUCUAUUAAAAAUAUCAAUAUAUAAUCUGUCCUUGAAUUCAAUAUCGUCAGUUCUUUGAUUUGUCACCCAUCUUGAUUAUUAGUUAUACUUGAAAACCAUCUGUCCAUGACUUCAAUCAUGACUAACGUAGAAAUUCUUCAACCAGUGGCCAGGCAGGGUGCACUUGGUGAAGUGCACACAUAACAGUGCACAAGAAUCCAGGUUCAGACCCCUGGUCCCCACCUGUAGGGGGGGAAGUUUCAGGAGUAGUGAAGCAGGGCUGCAUGUAUCUCUUUGUCUCUUUCCCUUUCUACCUCCUUCUCCUAUCUCAAUUUCUCUCUAUAUCCAAUAGUAAAUAAAAAAUACAUAAUAAAAAAUAAAUUAUUCAACCUAAAACCUCUACGUACAGAACUUGUAGCCUGUUCAUGACAAUAUAGAAUGACACAGACACCUAGGAUGAAGUCAGGCACAGAGUUUGAAAUGUGCAUAGGACUCUCGUUUACAGAGCUGGUAAAAUUCUACUUCGAACCCAAGCUCAAAUCUCAGAGGACUUAUCAUUUGCAAUUUAAAAGUGAACAGUGCAAAACUCUAAAUUAUCCCCUUAUAAGCUGCUAUUCUAGUUAUAGUGUGUGACAUAUGAUUAGACUGUUUAAAAUGCUGACAAAAUCGUUAAUGAAAUAAGAGAAACGGAUCAACAACAUAUGUUCACCUUAAACCAUCUGUCCAUGAUUUCACCCAUGACUAACUUUUCUGUGGGUUUGAAAAAGGUCACAAAUGCAGGUUCUACAGGGGCCCUGGAAAUGACAUAAAUAAAUGAGAUGAAACAGGUGGGGCACAUCAUAGAACUUUGAAGAAGCUUGUCCUUCUAAAAACAAACAAACAAAAAACAAAAUCAGCUGCUAUUUUUAACCAUGGGGACCCAAAGUCGUAUCUUUUUAGAUAUGGUGUCUUUCAUGAUAUUUCUAGAAGAGUCAGGAGCAUCUUCACAUGUUUUAGGUGUUGGCAGCUGGUCA
This is a messenger RNA of Erinaceus europaeus (western European hedgehog), 2007 nucleotides long. It is a transcript of the gene COLEC10, whose product is annotated as collectin subfamily member 10. The transcript has 4 exons. Bases 1 to 591 code for a protein of 196 amino acids. The record is from RefSeq and is a predicted model, not a curated record. NCBI's taxonomy places the organism in Eukaryota, Metazoa, Chordata, Mammalia, Eulipotyphla, Erinaceidae.